AUGGAUCAAAGUCCAUCUCGUUCAUCAAUGGCCCCUUCUAUAGAGGAACUCACUGAAGAAAUGUCUCGAAUGGUUCAGGAGGUCAGCGAACUCACUGGGAUCUCCAUGAGCCAGAUCCUUGCAUCCAGAACCUCCUUGGGAACGCCAGUGACUUCUGUUUCCCAACUCCUUGCAUCUGUGACAUCCUUGCAUUCACCAAUGCCACCUCUUCCUAGAGCCGCUUGGGGCUCCAAGGAACAUGACUCUAAUGAGAGAAGCAUUACUAGCCAUUUGAGUGUGGAUAAGUCAUGGCCUUUUGCAAUCUACCCACGCUGUGAGGAACUGAUCCAACAAGAAAGAAUGCCUCCGCUGGAGAAGUAUCCCUCUCCUACCGUGCCAAAGAAGAGAUCGAAGAGCCGGGCAAUGUCUUCCCUGUCGCUGAGGUCAGGGUGCUCUGAACAGACCCUGACCAGUAUCCAUGAGGAAGAUGAGACUAAGGUGGUGAUGGAUAUAAUGGCUGAGGUGGAAAAAGUGGCAAGUAAAGACUUCUCCAAGAAGAAGGCCUUUUUCUGGAGGAGACUGAGAUGUCUUUGUUGCCUGGGGAAGAAGAAGGCUGCUACUACAAAGAAGACCAAGGUGGAGGAGCAUGAGCAGGUAAAAUGGUCACUCUGUGUACAGUCAAAGUCACAAAUGUUCAAAUUUGUCUUAAUUCUCUCUUCUAAAUUCUAUUUUUUCUGUUCCCUUUACAGGAGAAUUCUGAGGUGACCCAGGAUGCUGUUUUCCCUACUGGGAUUUCCUUAAAAUGCUCAGGAAAUGAUUGA
Coregonus sp. 'balchen' is the source of this 800-nucleotide messenger RNA. The record is from the annotation of a GenBank genome assembly. NCBI's taxonomy places the organism in Eukaryota, Metazoa, Chordata, Actinopteri, Salmoniformes, Salmonidae.